ACUACUGGAAAGACUGGUAUUUUAGAGCGCCUUAACGCUGGUGAGGUUUUAGUCGGAGAUGGAGGGAUGACAUAUGCCUUGGAAAAACGAGGAUAUGUAAAAGCAGGACCUUGGACACCGGAAUGCAACGUGGAACAUCCCGACGGAGUUCGCCAGCUGCAUCGUGAGUUUCUUCGAGCGGGAGCUGACGUCAUUCAAGGUUUCACAUUCUCUAUGGACGAUGACUUGGGAGGAGACCAUGCCAAAUAUGGGACCCAGAGAAUAAACCAAGCGGCGUGCGACCUUGCCAAGGGCGUGGCACAAGAAGGAGGGGUGUACUUUGCAGGUUGUAUAUGUCAGACUGCUUUCUUGUAUCAGAAAGGUGCUGGAAAAGAUGUUGUAAUGAAGAAGUUUAGAGAUGAAAUCGAGAUUUUCGUUCAGAAUGAUGCGGAUAUUCUCAUUGGCGAGUUCUUUGCUAAUGUAGAAGAAGCGGCAUGGGCAGUAGAGGUGAUGACGUCCACAGGAAAACCAGUAGCCAUUACCAUGCAAAUUGGACCACAGGGUGACAUGCAGAAUGUACCGUCAGGCGAAUGUGCAGUGAGGCUGGCAAGGGCUGGUGCUGACCUGGUAGGUGUUAACUGUUGCUUUGAUCCUGAGAAAAGUUUACAGACCAUUAGUCUGAUGAAAGAGGCGUUAGAUAAGGAAGGACUUAAAACCUACCUGAUGGUUCAACCGGUGGGUUAUCAUACUCCAGAUACUGAAAAAGGAUUUGUUGAUUUACCAGAGACUCCGUUUGCCUUAGAGCCUCGCACAUUAACUCGCUGGGAUGUGCACAAGUACGCUCGGCGGGCCUACGACAUGGGAGUGAGGUACAUCGGUGGUUGUUGUGGUUUUCAACCAUACCACAUCCGGGCUAUAGCAGAAGAGCUUGCUCCUGAACGAGGUAGAUUACCCGCCGCCAGCGAAAAACACAGUCCUUGGGGAGAGGCACUCAAACAUCAUUCGGUAGACUCGAUUCGAGCAAGGUGGGUCCGUAACGAAUUGUGAGUAGAAUUCCUUCUCAAUUCCCUAAGCGCCCGCGAGGUGACUUAAGUUCUAUGGCUAUCACUUUAGUGCUAAGUUAGUUAUACUAAGAUUCAGUUCUUGCAACGGAGUAGUAUCGAAAAAUAUCCCAAAAUGCAUCGUCGUUAUCCUUACUUCGCUUUGUGACUUGUCUGGAGAGUAGCGCCACCUGACCCUCUCAACCAAUCAGAAUCAAAACUUGAGCAACUUUGAUUGGGAGAUGGCGUUAGCUGUAUUUCGCUUAGUGAUUGGUCUGGUAAACUCGCGCCACUUUCUAAACCAAUCCGACGACCUACGAAAACCAACCGCAAUCUGCCCGCCCUCGUUUUCCCGCCCUCUAGGCAGUUCACUGGUGUUAACGUUAUGUUUCCAUCGGCUCUUCGUGAUAUUCUUCUUUUUUUUCUAAUUCUCCUUGUCGAUAAUUCUGUUUCUUGUAUU
Pocillopora damicornis (cauliflower coral) is the source of this 1479-nucleotide messenger RNA. RefSeq names its product betaine--homocysteine S-methyltransferase 1. Gene Ontology annotation, molecular function: betaine-homocysteine S-methyltransferase activity; zinc ion binding. NCBI's taxonomy places the organism in Eukaryota, Metazoa, Cnidaria, Anthozoa, Scleractinia, Pocilloporidae. The record is from RefSeq and is a predicted model, not a curated record.